Lycium barbarum (goji berry) is the source of this 1953-nucleotide messenger RNA. Its product is annotated as ethylene-responsive transcription factor RAP2-4-like. Lineage: Eukaryota; Viridiplantae; Streptophyta; Magnoliopsida; Solanales; Solanaceae. The coding region runs from base 578 to 1666 and encodes 362 amino acids. The record is from RefSeq and is a predicted model, not a curated record. The transcript has a single exon. Gene Ontology annotation, biological process: regulation of DNA-templated transcription. Gene Ontology annotation, molecular function: DNA-binding transcription factor activity; DNA binding.
AAGACAACCACACACACAAAAAAAAAAGAGUGAGGCUGAGAGAGAGAGAUACACUAUCUAUUUCUCACACCUGCACACACCACACAUAAAAGAUUUAAGCAAAGUUUUAAAUUUCUUCAAAAUCAUUAGUUUUCUUUAAUUUUUAUAUUUUCUAAUUCCCCCUUCUGUAUCAUCCCACUUCUUUAAUCCCUUUCUGUUAACAAUCUGUCUUUCAAGAACAAUUCUUGGUUUUUAAGGUUUGUGUUUCUGAGGUUUUAUAAUUUGAAAAAUGCAAACUUAAGACAAAGAUAUUUUUUUAAAAAGCCAGGUGUUUUCAGAAUUGAGAUUUUCCGUAAAUUUGUAGAGUUCAGUCAUUCUUUUUUUUUCCCUUCAAAAAUCAGCUUAGAGGGCUUAUUAGUUGUCCCUCAAAGGUUGAUCUUUUUUUCUUAAUUACAGGAUUAAAAGAGGUUGUUAUUUGAAGAACUCUUUUUAAAUCCACCACUUUGUUCACAUUUUAUUUGUGAUCAAUCACCUGUUCUCUUUUAUUUGAUAAGAAACAGUUGAUCUUUUAAUUUCUUUAAUUAAUUAAAUUUGUGUUAUGGCAGCUACAAUGGAUUUUUGGACUAGUACACUUUUAGAUCUUAACUCAUCAAACUCUUUACAGGGUGGUGGUGAACUUAUGGAAGCACUUGCACCUUUUAUUAAAAGUGCUUCUAAUUCUCCUAUUAAUUCUCCUUCUAAUUCACCUUCUUCUUUUCCCUCUAAUGAUUUUCAAUCUUUUCCCCCUAUUUCUUCUUCUCCUUCUCCUUCUGCUUCAACUUCAUAUCCCUACUAUUCAUUUUCUUCCUUAACUCAGCCCGAUACGAGCUAUAAUGGUUGCUCCACUUUCAUAACGGUAGACCCUGCAUUUUCACAAGGGUUUUCAAGCUUGGAAGCGGAGCAACCGGGCUCAAUUGGGCUUAAUGACUUAACACAAGCCCAACUUCACCAACUCCAAGCCCAACUCUACCUCCAAAACAACCCCCAGGAACAACAACAAAUUAUGCCAGCUGGCACUUCUAAUCAUAACCAUUAUGCUUCUUUUCUGGGCCCCAAGCCCAUUUGCAUGAAGCAAACGGGUUCUGGGCCCGCAAAACCCCCAAAGCUCUACCGUGGCGUUAGACAACGCCAUUGGGGAAAAUGGGUGGCAGAGAUUCGAUUGCCAAAGAACAGGACCAGGCUUUGGCUUGGCACCUUUGACACCGCUGAGGAGGCCGCCUUGGCAUAUGACAAGGCGGCCUAUAAACUCAGAGGCGACUUCGCUCGCCUCAAUUUCCCCCACUUACGCCACAAUGGGUCGUUAAUUGGGGGAGAAUUCGGCGAGUACAAGCCGCUUCAUUCCUCAGUGGAUGCCAAGUUACAAGCCAUUUGUCAGGAUUUAGCACAAGGCAAGAAAAUCGACACUAAAAAAAAGCGUAAAGCGCCUUCUAACGUGGCGGUUGUGGUGGCAGAGAAAGAAAAAAUCAAGAAGAUUGAAAUCGGGUCGGAAAGUGAUGGACCCGGUUCCGGGUCGGGCGGGUCAUCCCCGAUUUCGGAGUUGACUUUUUCGGAGCUGGUUGACGAGGAUUCUAUUUGGGACAUGUGUUCGGAGAAUUUCAUGUUGGACAAGCAUCCAUCUCAUGAGAUUGAUUGGGCUUCAUUACCAUAAUUUAUUAUUAGUUAAAUUUAGGAAUUCGGAUUAUGUAAUCUUUGUAAUUUUUUGUUUAUAGAUUGUUAUUAUAGGAAUUACGGGACAGCCAUUGCAAUGAGUUUUUGGUAAUUGCAUGGUUAGUCCUUAGAAUUAUUGGAAAAAUCCAAGCUGACCAGCUGGUGUUUUUUGUCAAGGCUAGGCAGUGGGAUUUUUUUUUUUCUCUUUAUGUAGCAUUUUGCUUUGUAUAAUCAGUGUUCGUCUUUUCAGUAUUUGUGAAAUUUCAUAUUCUAUUUUACCGAGCAUAA